This is a messenger RNA of Moneuplotes crassus, 2085 nucleotides long. The record is from the annotation of a GenBank genome assembly. Lineage: Eukaryota; Ciliophora; Spirotrichea; Euplotida; Euplotidae.
AGGUGAUUUAUGAAGAGAGUUGUGAAGAGAGUGAGUGGACAGAGGACGUGGAAUAGGAGUGAUAGGAGGUUUGUGAUGGGAAUGGGUGGAGGUAGUGGUAGGAUGAAAAUGCUGUUUAGACCAAGAUUUAGGCAUUUUUGGGGAGAUGCUCAGAAGAGUGGAUGUGAGUUGCAGAAAUUUGAUAGGGGUAAAUUUAUAUGAGAGAUGGGAGAAAGCACUGGGUUCGACUGGGAUGAGUAUUUCAGGUCUCUUGCUGAAUUAAAAUUUGAUCAAACUGUACUUAAUCCUCAAGAAUUCACUGAUACAGCAAUAUGAGCAUUAUUUUCAGUUAUUGAACACUCAAGUGUAGCUUUAUGUGAAGUUGGGGAGAGAAAUAAUGUUGUUUCUCUCUUAACAUCAACUCAUAAAGACACUUUACUCUACUUAUUAACACAGUUGGAUAAAACAUACAGAUAUUCUUCGGAUCACCAUUAUAAGCUAUUCUGCACCCUUGGAUAUCUUUUGCCAUACAUAGAGUGAAAGAAGAGCCAAGAAAAAGCUUUGAAGAUGUUCAAUAAAUGCAAAUAAAGCAUUAAGCAUUCCAAAGGGAUCAGAAUUCAUUAAAGAAUCUGUCAACUUGAAAUCAAUUUCAAAGUUCUUUCUCAAAGAUCUCUACUUCCAGCCGUUGGCUGGAAGAGAUCUGAUCUUUCCAUCCAAAAGGGUUGGAGAUAUGCUUGACUGAGUAGGAAUGUUUGUUGAAGGAAAUAUCGACCCAAUCAUCAAUGAAAUUUUCGAAAAUUUCUCUGAAUUACAAAAGGCGUCUCCUGAAGUAUUGAUCAGAGUAAUAUCCAGAUGAAGUCUGGCGGGGGAAACCCCUACAGCUUCUCAGGAGCAUCUAGGAUUACUCCUUGCGUACUUAGUUCCAGCCUUGUGUAAUCAGUUGUACUGAUACAGAGGAUUAUCUGGUUCAUACUUAUCAGCAUGUCUCAGGCCUUCGGUGAAACUCCAGCAUCUUCUCACACAAGCUGUGGGAGAAGAAGAAGCAGCGAUGAUGCUUGAGAGAUUAAGGAGAGAAGUCAUAGAGCAUUGUAAAAGACUUGGCUUAGAUCAAAAAGACGCUAGAAUUUGGAAGAUACUGAUAGAGGAAGGAGAAUCAGAGAUUGAUGAAUGUGAUAAGAAGAUGGAGACUUUGAGUAUGAUUGAAACUAUUGAAGGAAUGGAGCAAAGCUGAGCUGAGGUUUUAAAAGAGGCUAUUUUGUUUUUGGAGGAUUUAGAGGGUUUAGAUGGCCCUGAAAUAAAUGAUGAUGUCAACCUUAUUAUGAAAUUUUUAUGGAAUAUGAAAAGAUUGGGCUAUGACAAUGAGGAUUUAGAUCAUGUAAUUGAGAAAAUUCUAAAUAAAUUUAUCAGCCAAUCAAAACUUGACCUUAUGAACCGCAAAUACAUUUAUUCAGGAGGAUUUAUGGAUGAUAUGUUUGGAGAAAAUUUUGAUAUUCAAUCAAAAGCAUCUGAUAUCUUCUCGACCAUCAAAUCUAAUCCUCCAACUCAAUCAAGUUUACUUUCAAUGAUAAAAUCAACAAAAUUAGAUCUCUCUUCAGCCCCUUCUCCUUCUGAAUAUCUUUCAAGCACCAAAGAGAAGUUAUCCUCUCUCUCAUUCUUAUUUUCAAAGACCUCAGAAGAAGAUACAACUUCCCCUCCGAUCCUCAAAUUCCAUAUCUACGCUUCCCUCCUCACCCACCCACUGCCCACCUCCCUUCUUCUCUUCUGCUGAAAAUCCCUCACAAAGCCCUUCAUCCUCCAGAACCCUUCCUUAUUCUGCACCUUCAUCACCCACCUCCACUCAAGAGCUCCUCUUGGCUGUCCUGCCUGCCCCUGCAGGGGCAGGGGAGAAGCCACCGACUUGUGUUGAGGGAAAUUGGAGGAGAAGUUGUACAGAAGGAUGGAGGAAGUGCAGGCUUCACCUUAUGAGAUUGUAGAGCCGGUUGUUAUUGAGGUGUGGAGAAAUGGGGUGUUCACAGAUGAAUUUAGACAUUUUUACAGACAGAAGGUGUAUAGGGAUUAAGUGAAGAAAUAUAGGAGUGAUUUUGAUGUUAUGGGGAGUUAAUGCAG